This is a messenger RNA of Heterostelium album PN500, 1350 nucleotides long. RefSeq lists its product as uncharacterized. Gene Ontology annotation, biological process: endocytosis. Gene Ontology annotation, molecular function: Arp2/3 complex binding. The transcript is spliced from 6 exons. Bases 1 to 1350 code for a protein of 449 amino acids. Lineage: Eukaryota; Evosea; Eumycetozoa; Acytosteliales; Acytosteliaceae. The record is from RefSeq and is a predicted model, not a curated record.
AUGGAUACAAGUACAUUAGUUAAAGAAUUUAAUUCUUUAAUACGAAAGGCAAAGGAAUCUGAAAGAGACAAUAUUCAAAUAUCAUUAAAUUUUUAUAAACAAGCAUAUAAAUUAUUACCAAAUGCACCUAAUCUAUCGAAAAAGAUAGAGUCACUCGAGAGGAAACUAGUAAAGAUACAAGCAGAGCUAUUAAAAGAGGAUUGGGUACAGAUAGAAGGAAAUUCAAUCGAUAUAAAAACUAGUGGUGGUGGUACUAGUAAUGCACCUAUUACAUCAUCACCAACUAUAUUCAAUGACUCAAAUACAAGUGAUGGAAUAGAUGAUUUCUCAAUUAAACAAGAGGAUGAAGAUGAUGAUGAUGAUGAACAGAAUAACAACAAUAACAAUAGCAACAACAUGGGAGAAGAAGAUUUAGAUGAUUUCAUUAAAGUAGAUGCUACCUCUAUUGAAGAUAUAGAUACACUCAUCGAUAAACUAAAGCUAAUGGAUAUCGAUGUUGCUCUUAAACUUUUACAACAGAAUGACUUUUUUGUAAUAAGAUCAAUGUGUAAACAUGCUCAACAAAGUGAAGAUGUAAAUUAUAUUUCAGAGAUUGUAUACUUUUUGAAUGGAAUAGGUAAUCAGGUGGAAGGAGUGUUCUCACUGUUGGUUAGUGAGUUGGCAUGGAUCAUACCGAAUUGCUUUAUGGUGGAGGAGACAAAGGCUGCACAGCAUCUCUUGUUACUCGCUGCCAUCUUUACACAGACAGGUCCACUUCCUGCUACAGAGUUGGCCAAACUCGAUGAGACAUUCCUCGAUGAACUCAUUGAUCUUGGAUUCAAAUAUUUAGAUUACUACGAUACCAAAUGGUUAAAUAUAUUUUAUAAUACAUUGCUCGCUUAUCAAUCACAAAUCAUUGUAAACGAUGGAUAUUCACCAUUGAUUCAUAAACUCUACACAAUGCAAAAGGCACCAGAGUUGGGACCUGAAUUGAUUGCACUUUUAAAUAGAGACAAGUUUGAUUAUGGAUUGAUUGGACAGUCUUUAUCACUGGUUAGUGAUAUCUUUAGUUAUAGUACAGAGCAUAAAGUAUCAUGUUUCUUUUAUUCAUCGGACAUACCGAUUAUCAUUGAUAUUCUAGUUAGAAAUAUUCAUAAUCUAAAUGAACUGGAUCCAUUGAGAUGGCAAUAUUUAGAUGUAUUAUAUAUUGUUUUAUCACAUGAGCAUUUCCAACAAACACAGUACCACGUUGAUGACAUAAUUACUGUUCUUACAGACAUGUUGGACGAGGAUUAUGCCGAGAAAGAUCCAAGAACUGCUUUGGUGUCUAGAUCCAUUUUGGAUUUGAUUCAACAACAAAGUUACCAAUAA